Molecule: messenger RNA, 4515 nt
Organism: Lactuca virosa
Lineage: Eukaryota; Viridiplantae; Streptophyta; Magnoliopsida; Asterales; Asteraceae
Source: the annotation of a GenBank genome assembly
ACAAAAUCGACAUACAUUCCACCAUUUUCCCCUGUUUGAAAGUCUGAAUUGAAAGAAAUCAAAAUAUAUGUAAUUAAAGCAGAGAGUAAACGAAUUGGCGUGAAAGAAAUUUGAAAUUUACUUUCCCAUUUUGUUUUAUUCAAGCAUGUUAAUUGCUCAGGAUCUCGCGCAAUACAAAACCCCUCCAAUUUGUCUUGUGUCCUGAGAUUUAGGGUUUUUACAAAAAUCUUGAAUCCUUUUUGCGCUUACUUAUUGAUUGGCAGUGGGCUACUGACACACACAAAGACAGAUAUUUAAGAGUUUGAGGGGUUUUUAUCCGAGUGAUUGUACGGAUGACAGUGAUGGAUGGCAGGAGGAUAACGGCGAAUCCACGUCCGUCUAGUGGCCGGCGGGUGGUUGCGAGGAAGCGGCCGCGUGGAGGUGUUGAUGGGUUUGUUAAUAGCGUUAAGAAGCUUCAGAGGAGAGAGAUAUGUUCGAAAAGGGGACGUGCUUUUAGUAUGUGUGAUGCUCAGGAGAGGUUCAGAAAUAUUCGAUUACAGGAGGAGUAUGACACCCAUGAUCCCAAGGGACACUGUCCUACAGUUUUGCCAUUUCUUAAGAAGAGGUCAAAGAUUAUUGAGAUUGUAGCUGCUCAUGAUAUAGUAUUUGCUCUUGCACAAUCAGGAGUUUGUGCAGCAUUCAACAGAGAAACUAACAAGAGAAUAUGCUUUCUGAAUGUUACUCCUGAUGAGGUUAUAAGAAGCCUGUUCUACAAUAAGAACAAUGAUUCACUCAUUACAGUUUCAGUGUAUGCUUCAGACAGCUUUAGUUCCUUGAAAUGCAGAACGACAAGGAUUGAAUACAUAAGGAGAGGUCAACCGGAUGCUGGUUUUGCUCUUUUUGAAUCAGAAUCUUUGAAAUGGCCUGGAUUUGUAGAGUUUGAUGAUGUAAAUGGGAAGGUACUCACGUUCUCAGCACAAGAUAGCAUUUACAAGGUGUUCGACCUAAAAAACUAUAUGAUGUUGUAUUCCAUAUCAGAUAAAAAUGUACAAGAGAUCAAAAUAAGCCCUGGAAUCAUGUUGUUGAUAUUUAACAAAUCCAGUGGCCAUGUCCCUUUAAAGAUCCUCUCUAUUGAAGAUGGAACUGUUUUAAAAUCUUUCAACCAUCUUCUUCAUCGACAUAAGAAGGUGGAUUUUAUCGAACAGUUCAAUGAAAAGCUUCUUGUAAAGCAAGAGAAUGAGAAUCUACAGAUUCUUGAUGUACGAACUUCUGAGCUAAUAGAAGUUAGCAGGACAGAAUUCAUGACUCCAUCAGCAUUCAUCUUUCUGUAUGAGAAUCAGUUAUUCCUGACAUUCAGAAACAGAACAGUUGCAGUCUGGAAUUUCAGAGGGGAACUUGUGACUUCAUUUGAAGAUCAUUUGUUAUGGCAUCCAGACUGCAACACCAACAACAUUUACAUCACAAGUGAUCAGGAUCUCAUCAUUUCAUAUUGCAAAGCCGAUUCAGAUGAUCCAUUAACUGAAGGAAAUGCAGGUUCCAUAAAUAUCAGCAAUAUUCUGACUGGGAAAUGUCUGGCUAAAGUGAAGGCAUUGAAUAAUGUUGUGAUGGAUGAAUGCAGUUGCAGUGAUAGUGAUAGUGAUAGAAGAAGAUGCAAGUGCAAAUCAAGGAAUAGAAGGAUUGAAGCUUCAAGGACUACAGAAGCUCUGGAGGAUAUUACUGCUCUUUUCUAUGAUGAAGAUCGUAGUGAGAUAUAUACUGGGAAUAGGCUUGGUUUUGACCCACCUGACCCACCGGUGGUGGUGGUGGUGGUGGUGUUGGGUGGUGGUGGGGUUGUGAGUUCAAUUUGGUUAAAUUUGGUGCAAGUGCAUCUCCAAUUAAGUUUCAUUUUAAGUGUAGAAAAUCGGGGAAUUUGUUUGGCUAGAUCUUAUCGUCAACGGUUGGUAGAGAUGGAGGGCGGAAUAAAUCUUGAUGCAACACUUGAUUAUGUUGAAUUUCACACAUUUCCAAGCCAGAACAGGUAUGAGGUAAGUGUAUGGAGCAGCAACAAAGAAGAGAAUUUAGCAUCUGGACCCUUGAAACAACUGUUGUUACAUUCACCUGAAACAAGAAAUUUGUCCUCCAAAGACUCCAACACAAAGUUCAAGAUUUUACCACCUGACAACAUAAAUGAUGCCAGCUGGUUUACAAUAGCCACACUGACAAGAUUUCUACAAAUUAUUGGUUUGUCAGACGUCCUUAGCAUUGGAAAAGAAAUCUCUCAACUAGAGGGGACCAGAAAUUUUAUAAUCUCAUCAUCUGAUAAGAGUGAAAUUCUGGUAGCAGUUGAUUUGAGAUUGACAGCAUUGAAAGAGGAACUAGCUGCUGUGUUAAACAAGGCUAUUAGUUCAAAAUACUCACUUAAAGACAUUUCUGACUUGGGAAACUUUGCUCUUCAUUUUGGAGCCAAGGCUCUAGGGGACUCAUUGCAGAAGUCUGUUGAAUUGAGCUCAAUAGAAGAUGAGGAUUCAAGUGAGGAGGAUGAACUGAAUACUGAAAGAAGUCGUGGUGUUACAAGAUCUUCAAUGCCUAAAAGAUCAGCAUCUCCAAUGAGAAGAAUCCAGAUAGGGCGAUCUGGUUCUCGAAGAACAGCUGCAUUAAGUAUCAAGAGUCUCAACUAUUUUCCAGGUAGGGAAAAGUCAACAAUGCCCCUAGGAGAUGAUGAAGAGGAAGAGGAAGAAGAUUCACACAGACCUGUUAACAACAAUGUAUUGAGAAUGAGUGUACAAGAUAAAAUCAGUCUGUUUGAAAGCAAACAAAGAGACCAAGGUGUAGUAAAUGUUCAGAAGACAACAAAGAGUGCAAACAAAGCUGUACUUAGAAGAUGGAGUUCAGGAAUGGGUGAAAAAGGGACUACUUUAAGCAGCCCCAAAAAUAUAGAUCCAGAUGUCAAAACAGAGACUGAUAAUAAUAAUAAUAAUAAUUCCAAUACUGAAACUUGUCCUGAAAAGGGAACAACAUAUGAGGAGUUGGGUGUGGAAGCUGAGAAAUUUGAACAAGCUGAAAGAGAUGAUGAAUGGAGUCAAGAAAAGGGAUUUAAUGAUCAAAAUGUGACAAGUGAUGAUAGCAAAAUAAAGAUUUCAAAGGAGCAGAAAGGCGAAGUUUACGAGGAUCAUGAUAAUAAAAAAAGGGAAGAAAAGGUCCAAAAACAAGGUGCUAGAAAGAGAGUUGAGAAAAGCUCCAGUACCAAUGUGAGUGGUGCUAAAUCUAAUGGAAGACAUCAACAAAAAACUCAAAAGAACACAGCCCAAUCCCAGUUGAUAAAUUCCAAAACCACCAUGAAACCUUCUGCAAUCAAGAAAUCUACAUUAAACUCAUCUUCUUUGCCUACUACACGAAAGUCACCACAACCUGCAACUAAUCGAAAACCUGAAUCUCCUGCAUCAUCAAAAGUUGAAAAUUUACAGCCACGGUUGAAGACUGUGAAGUCAACAAAACCAGAUGGGAACACGAGAAUUAGAGCUACGAAUAUUGAGAAGAAACAUCCCACAUCGACUGAAAACAAAAAGACAACAACAAGAAGAAGAACCAAAGUUGAGACCCCUAAAAAAAACAGUGUGGUUCCAGUAGUUGAAACAAAGCCACCUUUCCUUCGUAAGGGUUCUAGGGUCGGCCCUGUUGCUGGUGGUGUUAUAAAGACACGAGGAGUUGUAUCACUAUCACAACAGCCUGUCGAAACUUCUAGAACCGAAGCCACAACUACAAGGAAUGUUGAUAUAAUGAUUAUAAAUCAUGAUAUGAUGGAAAGUAGUGAUCAAAGUGAAACUCCAAAAACUAAUUUUGUGGAACCCGAGGUGGUUGAAUGUGAGCAAUCAGACAAGUUGUCAUGUGAUGGUGAUUUAGGGGUAGAAAUAGAAGAAUUGUCUGGUGUGAAUGUGACAGAAGAACCCAAAGUAGAAAUUUACGCAGAGAAUCGUGAAAAUGAGAUUGUUCCGUACAAGGAAAGCCUAGUGCUGCCACGUGUUCGCCAUUCCUUAUCUCAGAUGAUGCUUGAGGAAAGCAAUGAAUCCGAGUGGGGUAACGACUCCCACCCUCCCACCCUAGUCUACCAAAAGGACGCACCCAGAGGAUUAAAGCGACUUUUGAAGUUUGCUAGAAAAACAACUAAACCUGAUUCACAAUCGCAUUCAACUCAUUGGUCAAGCCCAGAAGGAGAGGAUGAUACUGACGAAUCUAAAGCAACAAGGUCAUUCUUCUCUCUUUCAGCGUUCAGGGGGAACAAGAUAAAUGAGACCAAGAUUCUUCAUCGCUAAAACUUAUCACAACAACUGUAAAUCAUACAUUCGAUCAGCCCCUUCCCCUUUACAGCUGAAUUCAAUUCAAGGGUUAUAAUCAUAUUAUAUUAUCUUGUGGUUAUUAAAUCUAUAUUUCAUUUUUGUGGUAAUUGUGGGUGUUGUAGGGUACAAUGUUGAAUAAGUUAGGUUGUGCGUUUCAAGGGUUAAUUAUGUGGGAUCUUGAUACUAUUAAUUGUUAUAUUAUAAAUUUACAAUUACAUGCCCU